UUCGCGGACAAAACGAUUUUGGGCGGGUCAGCAGCAGGUGUGUUUCUCCGCUGAAUUAGUGAAGUCUAAACGAUUGUUCGUCUGCGAGCGAACAAUAAUAAUUUAAAUCGUUAACAAUUAUUAUUGAUAUUAUUYACUAUUUACUGUGUUCACUUUUUAACCUGCCGCGUUAUCACCAAGGCAGUGACUGGUUCGUCGAUAGAUUUUUUGUUCUGUGAGUCUUGUCACUGGGCUUUUUACGGUUAGUCAGGUAUUUUUGUCUGCUCAACGACGAAACGAAUAUGAACUACGGCAGCAAGGCGACGUUCAUCGGUUUGGACACGGACAAACGCAAAYUUCCGCUGUCCAAGAGAUUCGUAAUGUACGCCUACGACAAAGACACCGGAGAAAUAUUUGGUCGCACGCCGUCCAGCUGGGCCAAAAUUGGGUUAUUUUAUACAGCGUUUUAUUUAUCACUUGUCGCUAUGUUUGGAGUAGUUUUAUGGUUUUUCUUCCAAACUCUUGAUCCACGUACUCCGACUAGACUACUUGAACAUUCACUAAUUGGAACAAAUCCAGGUUUGGGAUUCAGACCUAUGUCUAAUGAAACUCAUAGCACAUUAAUUCAUAUAAAUAGUAAAUCUGUUCAAGAUUAUUCAGUGUGGACAGAAAGACUCGUCAAAUUUUUAGAUGUGUACAAGAAACCAGGUUUGACUCCAGGAAGAGGUCAAAAUAUUGCAACUUGUAAUUAUGAUAAACCUCCUGGAAAAGGAAAGGUUUGUGAUAUUGAUGUGAAAGCAUUCGMUUCUUGCACAGAAGAAAAUCGGUUCAAUUUUCAUCGUCAAGGCCCUUGUAUUUUUCUUAAAUUAAAUAAAAUUUAUGGUUGGAAUCCUAUAUUUUAUGAUGACCCAAAUGACCUACCACAUGAUAUGCCAAAAACUUUGAAAGACCACAUCAAAAAAAUAACAAAUCCAGAAGAGUUGAGAACUGUUUGGGUAUCAUGUGAAGGAGAAACUGUUUCUGAYAAAGAACUCAUUGGGCCAAUGGCAUAUUGGCCCAUUCCUGGAUUUCCUGGUUAUUUCUUUCCAUUCGAAAACUCUGAAGGAUAUCUUAGUCCUUUAGUUGCGAUUCAUUUCAAAAGUCCAGCAAAAAGUAUUGUAAUCAACAUUUUGUGCAAAGCAUGGGCAAAAAAUAUUGUUCAUAAAAAAAAUGGUAUCAAUAGAGGAUCUGUGCAUUUUGAAUUGAUGAUGGAUUAACUGGCUUCUACAUUUAAUUAUUUUUAGAUACCAWAUUUAUUUUAAACAAUGUUAUAACUWUAUAAGAUUUCUUUGCUUUAAUUGAAAGUUAGACGUGUUGUUUAUUCUCUAAAACAAUGUAUAAUGGUAUAACAAAAUUUCUUUGUUUGGAAUUAUUGAACAUUAAGUAUUCCAUUUAGUUUUUAUGGAUAACAAUUCUAAAACUACAAUUCUUUAGUUACAUCAUUGUUGUAUGAAUAAAAUGUGAAUUAUUUGUCUUUUACAUUAUUUUUUUUUACAUAUCAAACUAUGCACAUAUCAACAAUAAAAACUUUGAUUUUAUUUAAAUUAUUCCAUUAGUUCUAUCUUAUAAUCUUUAUCAUGUGUUUAAGCUGUAUAUUUUUUUUACCAUGUUAUAUUUAUAUUUCGUCCAAUUUAUACCAAUAUUGAAUAUCAUUAGAUAUUAUAUAUCUCGUCAUAACUCAAAAACCAUUACAUAUUGAAGACUGAUUUUUUACAAGACAUCUUUCGAACUAAUAAUAAUUUUCAUCCAAUUUUCACAUGUAAUAAGUGAUUUUUUUUUAUAAUUACUCGUGUGUUGUCAAAUUAUAGAUAUUGUGUUACAACAAUAAUGUACAAUUUGUGUUCAAUAAGUCUAAAUAUUAGACAAUUAUGAUCUGUUUUUAUUAAAUUAUGUUUUUCUAAACAGUAUUUAAAAUUGAAUAAACAUUUUUUAAAUACAUAGAAUUAAUUAAUAUUAUUUAAUGCAAAGAUUUAUUACAUUGGUAGUUAUUAGGUAUUAGUUAUUAGCCAUCAAAAUUAAUACAUUUUAUGUAUCAAAAUAUAUUACAGUGAUAUCUUUUAAUGAAAACUACUUUGUAAUAGAAAUUAUUUGUAUUUUAUUAUUA
Messenger RNA from Diuraphis noxia (Russian wheat aphid), 2122 nucleotides. Its product is annotated as sodium/potassium-transporting ATPase subunit beta-2-like. Gene Ontology annotation, molecular function: ATPase activator activity. Lineage: Eukaryota; Metazoa; Arthropoda; Insecta; Hemiptera; Aphididae. Gene Ontology annotation, biological process: potassium ion import across plasma membrane; intracellular potassium ion homeostasis; intracellular sodium ion homeostasis. The record is from RefSeq and is a predicted model, not a curated record. Gene Ontology annotation, cellular component: sodium:potassium-exchanging ATPase complex.